AUGGAAGGUUGCCUGAAAACCGCCGUCGCCGUCGCCGUUGCCGCCACACCCAUGACCAUCUCCACUGAUUCCGCUUACUCACGCUCCCAUUCACCACCCUCAUCUCAGCUUAGCCCCACCAGCGUUCUAGUCCUUCCGCCGCCGCCACCUCAUCCGGUGGUGCUCAGCCCUUGUGCCGCCUGCAAGAUUCUGAGACGCCGGUGCAUCGAGAAAUGCAUGUUGGCACCCUACUUCCCACCCAAUGACCCCCAUAAGUUCACCAUUGCACAUAGAGUUUUUGGCGCUAGUAACAUCAUCAAGUUGUUGCAGGAACUUCCAGAGUCUAGUAGAGCUGAUGCUGUCAGCAGUAUGGUUUAUGAAGCCAACGCCAGGCUUAGAGAUCCUGUCUACGGGUGUGCAGGCACGAUUUGUCAUCUACAAAAGCAAAUAAGUGAGCUGCAAGGAGAGUUAGCAAAGGCACAAGCAGAGAUGGUCAAUCUACAAUGUCGACAAUCCAACAUUUUAACACUUAUCCGUAUGCAAAUGGAUCAACCACCACUACCGGUCUCACCCCCGCUGCAACAACAACAAACACUUUAUGACAACAUAUGUUUCUUUGACGAUAAUGCCAAUCUUGGCAGUCUUGGACCACUUUGGACUUGAAUUCAAGUGUUAUUCUCGUUUAAAAUUCGUGAUGAAAAGAGAGGUGGUAUGAUAAGAGAGCGACGAGACUUUGCUAACAUAGUUUAUGAGAUAUUUAUUAAACUUAAUUAGAAUGUACCUUUCAUCCCAUAACGGGUCAUAAAGAAAUGAAAAUUACAUG
Cynara cardunculus var. scolymus (artichoke) is the source of this 802-nucleotide messenger RNA. Its product is annotated as LOB domain-containing protein 1-like. The record is from RefSeq and is a predicted model, not a curated record. The transcript is spliced from 2 exons. NCBI's taxonomy places the organism in Eukaryota, Viridiplantae, Streptophyta, Magnoliopsida, Asterales, Asteraceae. Bases 1 to 642 code for a protein of 213 amino acids.